UAUACCCCACUCCCUCUGCUGUUCUGGUCCUGCUCUUUUGAAAAGCUAAUUGUGUACUCUGUCUCCAGCUCACCUGAACAGAGACCUGCGCAGAAAGAUUUUGUCCUGAUGGCUGACUUAAAACCACUCUCCUCCCUUGAUGGGGACCCCGUGGCCACAGAAGCCCUGCUAUGGGAUGUGUUUAGGAUCAUUGUGGAUGAGGCCAUUCGGAAAGGGACCAGCGCCUGUGAGAAGGUCUGUGAGUGGAAGGAGCCAGAGGAGCUAAAACAGCUGCUGGAUUUGGAGCUGCGGAGCCAGGGGGAGUCGCAGGAGCAGAUCUUGGAGCGGUGCCGGACUGUGAUUCAUUACAGCGUGAAGACCUGUCACCCUCGGUUCUUCAACCAGCUGUUUUCAGGGUUGGAUCCCCACUCUCUUGCUGGACGGAUUAUCACUGAGAGCCUCAACACCAGCCAGUACACAUAUGAAAUUGCUCCCGUGUUUGUACUCAUGGAAGAGGAGGUGCUGAGGAAACUCCGGGCCCUGGUGGGAUGGAGCUCUGGGGAUGGGGUCUUCUGCCCUGGUGGCUCCAUCUCCAACAUAUAUGCUGUGAACCUGGCCCGCUAUCAGCGCUACCCAGAUUGCAAGCAGAGGGGCCUCCGGGCACUGCCACCCCUGGCCCUCUUCACGUCGAAGGAGUGUCACUACUCCAUCAAGAAGGGAGCUGCUUUUCUGGGACUUGGCACUGACAGUGUCCGAGUGGUCAAGGUGGAUGAGAGAGGGAAAAUGAUCCCUGAGGAUCUGGAGAGGCAGAUCAGCCUGGCCGAAGCUGAGGGUGCCGUGCCAUUCUUGGUCAGUGCCACCUCUGGAACCACCGUGCUGGGGGCCUUUGACCCCCUAGAGGCAAUUGCUGAUGUGUGCCAGCGUCACGGGCUGUGGCUGCACGUGGAUGCCGCCUGGGGUGGGAGUGUCCUGCUGUCACAGACACACAAGCGUCUCCUGGCUGGAAUCCAGAGGGCUAACUCUGUGGCCUGGAAUCCCCACAAGCUCCUCACAGCAGGCCUGCAGUGCUCAGCUCUUCUUCUCCAAGAUACUUCGAACCUGCUUAAGCGCUGCCAUGGGUCCCAGGCCAGCUACCUGUUCCAGCAGGACAAGUUCUACGAUGUGGCUCUGGACACGGGAGACAAGGUGGUGCAGUGUGGCCGCCGCGUGGACUGUCUGAAGCUGUGGCUCAUGUGGAAGGCACAGGGCGGGCUGGGGCUGGAGCAGCGUGUUGACCGGGCCUUUGCCCUUGCUCGGUACCUGGUGGAGGAAAUAAAGAAGAGGGAAGGAUUUGAGUUGGUCAUGGAGCCUGAGUUUAUCAACGUGUGUUUCUGGUUCGUGCCCCCCAGCCUGCGGGGGAAACAGGAGAGCCCUGAUUACAGUGAAAAGCUGGCUAAGGUGGCCCCAGUGCUUAAGGAACGCAUGGUGAAGAAGGGCUCCAUGAUGAUUGGCUACCAGCCCCAUGGGGCCCGGGCCAACUUCUUCCGCAUGAUUGUGGCCAACCCCAUGCUGACCAAAGCCGAUAUGGACUUCCUCCUGGAUGAGCUGGAACGGCUAGGCCAGGACCUGUGAGCCUCUCCCUUCUCCUGCUGGCCUUAAUACCACCCCUCACCGAGUCUCUCUCUGUAUUCCCUUCCUGUGUUCUCAAAAACAACUUUUCCUUUCUGGAAAGCAAAGUGGCCCUAACAAUGUUGGUAUGCAUUAAUCCGCUAAGUCCUCUACUAAAUAUUCGAUAUUGUUAUUGUUAGUUGCCAUUGAGGUGAUUCUGACUCAUGGCUACCCCAUGUAUAUAGAGUAGAACUGCUCCAUAGGGUUUUCAAAGUAACAGAGAAUAUAUAUUUAAAAAAAAACCAUAGUAUAUCCAUAUGAUAAAACAUUAUUCUGCACUUAAAAUUAAUGUUUAUAAAGAGGAUUUUUAUUGAUUGAGGAAAAAAAUGCCUUUAAUAUAAUGUUGAGAAAGCUAGAUAUAAGAUUUUAUAUACAGUAAUAUCUGAACUGUGUUCGAAAACAUAGGAUGGGGACGUCUAGGUCAAUUGGCAUCACAUAGCUUAUAAAGUCAAUGUUCUACAUCCUACUUUGGUGAGUAGUGUCUAGGGUAUUAAAACUUAAGAGUAGCCAUCUAAUAUACAACUAUUGG
Trichechus manatus latirostris (Florida manatee) is the source of this 2155-nucleotide messenger RNA. RefSeq names its product cysteine sulfinic acid decarboxylase (gene CSAD). NCBI's taxonomy places the organism in Eukaryota, Metazoa, Chordata, Mammalia, Sirenia, Trichechidae. The transcript has 15 exons. The record is from RefSeq and is a predicted model, not a curated record. Gene Ontology annotation, cellular component: cytoplasm. Bases 109 to 1590 code for a protein of 493 amino acids. Gene Ontology annotation, biological process: carboxylic acid metabolic process; taurine biosynthetic process. Gene Ontology annotation, molecular function: pyridoxal phosphate binding; sulfinoalanine decarboxylase activity.